Girardinichthys multiradiatus is the source of this 2440-nucleotide messenger RNA. It is a transcript of the gene upf3a, whose product is annotated as UPF3A regulator of nonsense mediated mRNA decay. The record is from RefSeq and is a predicted model, not a curated record. Gene Ontology annotation, biological process: positive regulation of translation; nuclear-transcribed mRNA catabolic process, nonsense-mediated decay. Bases 43 to 1446 code for a protein of 467 amino acids. Gene Ontology annotation, cellular component: nucleolus; cytoplasm. The transcript has 11 exons. Gene Ontology annotation, molecular function: telomeric repeat DNA binding. NCBI's taxonomy places the organism in Eukaryota, Metazoa, Chordata, Actinopteri, Cyprinodontiformes, Goodeidae.
UACGGUAUCAACACCAAGCGAGUUUGAGGGAGAUGGGAAGAAAUGAGGUCUGAUAAGGACCAAAUGACCGCGGGUAAAGAGAAAGGUAUCGUCGAAAUACAAUUAAAAGACGUCCCAAGAGAGCAGGAAAACGUUCCCACCAGCGCUAAGCAGAAAGAAGAGAAGAAGGAGCUUUUCACGAAGGUGGUUAUUCGAAGACUCCCACCUAAUCUGUCACAGGAACAAUUGGAAGAGCAUCUCAGUCCUCUUCCAUCGUAUGACUAUUUUGAGUUUUUCCCAGCAGAUCAAAGUCUCUAUCCCCACCUGUUCUCCCGAGCUUAUAUCAACUUUAAAAGCACAGAAGAUAUCCUGCUGUUCAGGGAUCGAUUUGAUGGCUAUGUCUUCAUUGACAACAAGGGUCAGGAGUAUCCUGCUGUAGUAGAGUUUGCCCCAUUCCAGAAGAUUUCCAAAAAGAAGCUGAAGAAAAAAGAUGCUAAAGCCGGAAGCAUUGAAGAAGAUCCAGAAUACAGGCGAUUCUUGGAGAACUACUCCUGUGAGGAGGAGAAGUCUAUGGCCAAUCCUGAAACACUUCUUGGGGAAAUAGAAGCUAAGACCAGAGAGCUCAUUGCCAAACGAACAACCCCUCUGCUGGAGUACAUCAAAAAUAAGAAGAUUGAAAAGCAGAGGAUAAGAGAGGAGAAGAGAGAAGAGAGAAGAAGAAGGGAGCUUGAAAAGAAAAGGCAACGGGAGGAAGAGAAACGAAAGCGGCGAGAGGAGGAGAGGCGCAAGCGAAAAGAGGCAGAGAAGCAGAAAAAGCUGUCUGAUAAAGACAUUAAAAUUAAGCUCCUAAAGAAGAGUGACAGAGAUGAUGACGUUGAUUCAGACCGAAUGAAGGAAAAAAGUGACCCUUGUGAUGCAGGUGGGGGCAAAUGGGAGAAAGCUGGUGGACAAAUGAAGUCAAAAGAACCAAAAGAAAACAGAGGUCAGCCUGAGAGCGACAAAGAGCAGAGGGAGCAGCACAGCCGCAGACAGAGAGAUAAGGAUCACCGCGGUAAGGAUGAAGAGAGAAAACGGCAACGACACCACUACGAGUUUGACAAGUUCAUGCGUCGGAAAGAUGAGACAAAAUGGGGGAAGGGCUACUGCCAAGAUCGAGCCAAGAAAGAGGGUCAUCAUCAUGGCUAUUCUUACUGUCCUGACAAUGGAGAUAAAAUGGGAAAGGAGGACAGGGAGGACCUGAGCAAUAGAAAGGAACGCCUCCGAAACAAGGACCGUCCUGCCAUGCAGCUUUAUCAGCCGGGCGCGCGUAACAGGAAGCGUAUGAGUUCAACUAAUAAAGGCUAUGACUGCCUCCCCACUGGCCAUUCCCACGAAUGCAGGACGGAGCAUUGUUAUGAGGUUGUCGCCAUGACAGCGGAGAUGGAGAGGGGCUUUGAGAAAAGCAAAGAUGAGCAGUCCCCAAAAUGACUCAGCAGAGCAGAGCAGAUACCAAGCAAGGAAGUCAGGACUUUUCUGUUGACCUACGAGACCGUGUUGUGUGAAAGCACCAGCAACUGGCAAACAUUUGAUCAUCCUAGAAAGCACUGUGGUCCCCAUUAUUUAGAAACAGAAGAAGGUUGGAAGCACUAGGACCUUCCAUAGAUCUGGCCGCCAGAACCAACUGAAUCAUCAGAGAAAAAGGAACUUGGUAAAAGAAAUGACUUGUUUUUUAUGCAGAAGAAAAUGAGUCAAUAGUCUGUAUUGAACGGAAAAUGAAAACAAUCAAGACAGUCAAAACUAUAUAUUGUUCAAUACAACAAUGGCUCAAAGCACACAGUCAAGAUAACAAGGAAGUGGCUUCAGUAGCAAUCUGCGAAUGUCCUUAAGUGGCCCAUCCAGAGCCUGGACUUAAAUUCAGUUUAAUAUCUGUGGAAAUACCUGAAAAUGAUUGCCUACCAAUACUACCCAUCCAAACUGACUGAGCCUGAGAGGAUAUGCAUUGAAGGCAUGGGGUGCCAUGCUUGUAGAGACAUACCCAAGAAGUCUUCAGGCUGUAUGUUUAUGGACCUAUUAGGUUACAUUUAAAUUUUAGAAAUUUACAUGUCUAAAAUAUUUUUUCACUUUGUUACAAUUGGCAAUUUUGAGUUUGUAAAUGAGAGUUAAACUCAAAUUGGUUUUAUAAUAACUCUAACAUCACAAAAGAUGGAAAAGGUGUACCAAUGGGAAUAUUUUCUGGUGACACUGUAUCAGAGGAGAAGAACAGCCUUAGAGCCUUUGAAUAAUGAGAAGUAAAAUUACAAAUGUCAAAAUUACAAAUGUCAAAGUGAAAUGAAUAGUGACAUGAAUAAAUUGAUUUACUGUUUUAUUUUUUAUUAAUGCUGUCAGAAAAAAAGCACUGUCAAAAGUAUAUGACAAAUUUUUGUUUUUGUGCUCUCAGUUUUUGUGUUCAACUGUGAGAAAAUAAAUUUCUUCUGUUAAGACA